Molecule: messenger RNA, 2912 nt
Organism: Microbotryum saponariae
Lineage: Eukaryota; Fungi; Basidiomycota; Microbotryomycetes; Microbotryales; Microbotryaceae
Source: the annotation of a GenBank genome assembly
AUGGCGUCCGUCAGGACUCCAGUAGGAUGGACCUGUUCGUACAUGAAGACAAAACGGUCCUUCUCUACCUCCUCCUACCAACGCUGGCGACUGCCGUCCACCUCGUCGCUAGCUUCGCUGCCAAUCGACGUUCACCCUGCCAUACAGCAGGCUCAAGCGGAGAGGGCACCUGUCGUAGCUCUCGAAUCGACUUUGAUUACGCAUGGUAAGCUAGCAGAUUGUGCAGAAGGCUGUCUAGAGCGACUUUGGCGGCUGCUUAUCCUUUCUUCACGCCCUCGACCUUGCUCGACCGACGCUGGUGUCGCACAGGCAUGUCACCACCACAUUGCUACGAGCUACCUUUGGAAUGCGAGGCCAUUCUCAGAGACCAGGGAGUCGUGCCAGCAACCAUCGCCAUCCUCGAUGGGAGGAUCAAAGUCGGCCUCGAGCCGCAGCAGCUCGCACAACUGGCCGAUAAGGCACAUUCGGCGGACAAGAGCGAUUCGGAAUUGUGGAAGGUGGGGAGAAGGGAGCUGGGGGCAUGCUUGGUCAAGGUACGAGAGUGAUUCACGUUCAAUAGACCAGGAAGGAUAGCUCACCUCUUAUUCAUUGCGUGGGAAAACUCGACUCGGGCAGGGUCUCUCGGCAGGUACGACGGUCUCGGCGACGAUGGCAAUAGCACAUAUGGUCGGCAUCAAGGUUUUCUCCACCGGCGGGAUAGGUGGUGUACAUCGAGGUGCAGAGACAAGUGAGUAUUGUCGACCGAACGUGUAGGAUACACCUCGGCUACAUCCGAGGUGCUAACUCGGACGGCUCGAGGUACAUUCACAAGGUUUCGACAUCUCGUCCGACUUGAUCGCUCUCGCCGACACCCCUGUUGCCGUCGUCUGCGCUGGAUCAAAGUCGAUUCUGGAUAUAGGACUCACCCUUGAGUACCUCGUACGUUGACAACUUUACACGGCAAAUCGAUGCAGAUUGGCGGAUAGGCUGAUCUGGAUGCUUGGGCGAUACCAUCGACAGGAAGCGCAUGCCGUGCCCGUCGCAUCCCUUGCUACUGAUGAGUGGCCCGCAUUCUAUUCGCCCACAUCGGGGUUCAAGUCACCGAUGCGAAUCAGCACCGAGGCAGAAGCAGCCGAAAUCAUUGGUUCGUCGUCGGGUGCCCGCGUAUUCUUGACCUGGCCUAACAGCACUUCUGCCUUCGCCUCCGCCAGCUAUGACAGAUCGGCUAGGUCUUCAAAGCUCGCUCCUGCUUGGUGUGCCGAUACCAAAGGAACACCACCCAGAUGGUGCCGCAAUUCAAGAGGCGGUCGAGCGAGCUAUUCGGGAAAGCGUGGAGAACGGCAUGGCCAAGAGUGGCAAAGCAGUCACGCCUUGGUUGCUCGCUAGGGUCGGGCAGUUGACCAAAGGGAGAGCUGUCAUUUCCAGUGAGUCCCCGACGAGGACAAGAUCACCCAUUAUUUAUUGGACACUGAAUGGUGCUGGACUUUAUCACAGAUCGGGCACUCAUCAAAAACAAUGUCAGAGUGGGAGGCAGGGUGGCGCAAGAAUAUGCUCGGCUUAUGAAAGAGGUGUGAUAAUUUGCCCUGUUACGUCACGUUGCCAUGUAGCUGAGCGUUCUUUGACACCUGGAAUAGCAGAGCCAUCCGAUGAAAAUGCAUGCUCCAGCGUUCCCUGAGUUCUCACGACCCCCAACCUCAUCCUCUGCUCCACCAACUCUCGCCACUCCGGGCCCACCACCACCUUCCGCCUCCGCAGCUCUCGUCGUCAUCGGGUCUCUCGCGGUCGACAUCUCAAUGAUCCCAACCGUUUCACCACUCCAGACCACCUCCCCAGGCUCCGUCACCAUCUCCCUCGGCGGAGUUGCAGGCAAUGUCGCUGCCGCUGCACGAUCUAUCGGCAUACCCGACGUCCUGCUCGUCGCAGCGAUAGGGGACGAUCCUCUAGGAUCUCUCGCGCGGACGCGACUCGGGGAUCGUGGUAUGCGGAGCGAUGGCUUGAUUACAUCGCUCAAGGAUGGUCGAACACCUACGUGUGGGUAUUUGUUGGACGAAAAAGGUGGACUCGUGGGCGGUGUGGCGGACAUGUCGAUCGCGGCUUCGUUACCUGUUCAGGAGGUGCUUGAGAGGUUGAAGCGGGCCGAACCAAAUACGGUGGUGAUGGAUGGGAACCUCUCGAUAUCGUUGUUAACGGCAGUAUUGGGGUACUGUCGGGAGAAGGAAAUUCGGACCAUCUUCGAGCCAACCUCGAACGCCCAAUCACUCAAGAUUCUCCGAGCCCUUUCUGACCCCCUCCCUUCCUCGGCUGGCCGACCCCCCACUGACGAAACCCCUUGUGUCAGUCUAAUCACGCCCAACAUCCACGAACUACAAGUGCUCUACGGACACGUCACAGCUACAUCCCCCACGAAACCGCAUUGGGAAGCCGGCAACUGGUUCGACUUCAUCACGUUACCUCAUCACCUCUUGGCUAGGGAUCUCCCCGAAUGGAUCACGGGGCAAGGCGUUGUCCAAAUGGCUGUGAGGCUCCUACCCCUUGUCGGAUGUGUACUCGUCAAAGCGGGGGAAAGGGGCGUCGUCGUCAUUCAACGAAUCAGUGGAGGGGAUCGAGUGACUCAAUGGCGGAAGAAACAAGGGAUAAACGUCGUCGUUGCACCUUGUACAAAGACGGGGAGGGAGGCUGUCGUCGUUGCUUAUUAUCCUGGGAUUGAGAUGGGAGAAGGGAAGGUCGUUUCCGUUACUGGGGCCGGGGAUUCGUUAGCGGGGGCUUUGGGGGCUUUAAUGAGUAGAGGAAAGAGGCUGGACGACUUUGAUGAGUUGAAGGGUGUUGUGGAUGUUGCUCAACAAGCGGCGGUGAGGACUUUGAUGAGUUCGGAAGCGGUGGGGGAUUUGACUGGGUUGCGGGAUGCAUUGCCGGUUCUUACGGAGGGGUGGUAG